This is a messenger RNA of Phyllopteryx taeniolatus (common seadragon), 3160 nucleotides long. RefSeq names its product forkhead box G1c (gene foxg1c). Gene Ontology annotation, biological process: regulation of transcription by RNA polymerase II. The coding region runs from base 1115 to 2050 and encodes 311 amino acids. NCBI's taxonomy places the organism in Eukaryota, Metazoa, Chordata, Actinopteri, Syngnathiformes, Syngnathidae. Gene Ontology annotation, cellular component: nucleus. The transcript has a single exon. Gene Ontology annotation, molecular function: DNA-binding transcription factor activity; sequence-specific double-stranded DNA binding. The record is from RefSeq and is a predicted model, not a curated record.
AGUUACCAUUCCUGAGCUUCAUUCUUCACAAUCUGCUGCUUUUUCCUCAUUAAGUGACGCUUAUGGUUUAAAACCACAUGCAAAUUAGAUUGCACAAAAAUUAACUACGCGGGUUCCAAUCUGGGCUGUGUGGAGUUUGCAUAUUCUCCCCAUGCCUGUGUGGGUUUUCUCCAGGUACUCCAGCUUCCUCCCACAUUCCAAAAACAUGCAUAGUAGGUUAAUUGAAGACAUAAAUUUGUCCGUAGGUGUGAAUGUGAGUAUAAAUGGUUGUUUGUUUAUGUAUGUGCCCUCCGAUUGGCUGGCGACCAGUUCAGGGUGUACCCUGCCUCAGAGUCAGAUGGCAUAGGCUCCACCAUACCUGCGACCCUAGUGUGCAUACGUGGUAUAGAGAAUGGAUAGAUGGAUAAAUUUAAUGUGGUUAUGCACUCAAUAUUAGGUACACCAUUGCAAUACAGUGGUCAGCCAAUGUAUAUAAACAAAUUCAAGGAAUUUUAUUGUCAUAUGAACACAUUUGCACAUUAUAUGGCACAAAAUUCGAUACCUGAGGUCCCCAAUUAGCCCAAUAAGUCCCAAGAAUUGUGAAAAUGUAAGUAGAAUUGAAAAAAUAAUAAACAAAAGUGCUUAUCUACAUUGGUGAGUGUGUGCAAAGAUGUAAAUGCAUCGAGGAUGUGGAUGCAGUAGAAAUACAAAUAAAUGCAAGAGGCUUGAAUUGCGUGUGAUAUUUACAUGCUCAUUUGUACUUGAAACCAUGUUGCCUAUUCAUUAUUCAGGGACGAAAAGCCACAAUUUAGCUUUUACAUUAUAUGUCCAGUAUACUGUCAGGCCCUCAAGUGUCCUUUAUAGGUAUGGGGAGGAAAGGAGUCAAUUAGGAUGCUCCCCCCCCAAAAAAAAAAACAGCUAAUGAAUAUGUCACGUGGCAAGUUUGUAAGAAAACUUUUGGCACAUUUGGCAACAAGUGUGCGGUCACUGUGUGAUCACGUCAUGCGCCUUUGCCACCGCGCUGCUCCCCCCCCCCCCCAAAAAAAAGGCAGUCUGAGCCACUUUGAAUCAAGACUUUGUCCUCACCACACGUCUUCUUGCAACCGCUCUUGUCAUUGAUUUUCCCAGUCCAAACAUGGAGACUUCCAAGACUCCGCAGGGUUUUUGCCACAAGUCUUCAUUCAGCAUCAGCAGCCUGUUGUGGAAGAACGGCGAGACAUCCAGCCUCGAAGACCGGAGCGCACCUGUCGAUAGUAACCCAGUGAUGAAUGAUCAAGGCGAGAAAAGCGGCCUUAAAGCAGACAAACCUCCCUUCAGUUACAACGCCCUCAUUGUGAUGGCCAUCCGCCAAAGUCCGGAACGACGUCUCACCCUGAGCGGCAUCUACGAGUUCAUCAUGCACAACUUCCCCUUCUACAGACACAACAGACGCGGAUGGCAAAACUCCAUACGGCACAACUUGAGUCUGAACAAGUGUUUCGUCAAAGUGCCGCGCCAUUACAACGAUCCUGGUAAAGGCAGCUACUGGAUGCUGGACUCGUGCAGCGAGGACGUCUUCGUCGGAAGCACCUCCGGAAAGCUACGGCGCAGGACCACACUUGGUCCCGGAGCCGGGACCUCGUUUGCACCCAAAGGAGCUGAGCUUCGCGUGAUGUCCACCAGCUCCUUUUACUGGCCGGUGCCACAAUUUAUGCCGCUCCCAGCACCAGUGGAAGCGGAGCAUCGCGUCAGCGCGCACCCUCGCUCGUCACGACCCGUGUCCGCGAGCCCAGGCGGUUCCGGUACGAGCAGCUUUGUGCAAGCCCGCCACGAGAUGUCUUAUGUUGGACUCAGCUGUGCGCAAACCGCAUGGCGACGACAAUCUGGCACCGACUCGUUCUCCACAUCCAUCCCGACCUGCAGCACCUGUUCUCUGCAUGAUCAAAGUUCUCUCCGCAUGAUCUCAGGGCUAGCCACCUUUUUCUACACCAACAAAAUGCCGUGUUGUGACUUAAAGUCAACCAACAAGACCUCCCACGGACAAUUUCUGCCAAGGAGCAGUCACUCGGAACAGUUCAAUAAUGUUUUUUAAUAGAUUAUGGCCCCCGAAUGAAGUUUUAAAACUUAAAUGGCUUCAAAUAGGGGGGAAUUUUUUUAAUUUAAAUAUAUAUAUAUAGUUUGUGUGUGUUUGUGCUAGAGUUCUGAAAUAGUUCAAAGUGUAUAGAUUUUUGUUUAAAUUCCAAUAAUGUUUAGUUAAUUGUUAAAAGUAUAAAAUAUCUGAUGAAAAUGCUCAAUUUAAUGCUACGAUUGAUAGUUAUUCAUUUGUUUUAAGACUAAUAAUAUAUACCAUUUGCAUCUGUAUUGAAAACAAAACCACAAAAAAAAAAGACAAUUUAAUCUGUAGGCUACCUUUUUUUUCCAUAAACAAAUACCACAUAGGCAUCAUUUGGCAUUUUUAGAUGCAAAUAAAAGGAAUGAAAUCAAGAAAUAUAAGUUAAAAACUAAUAUGUGGCAUGAACUUUAAUCAUGUAAAAGCUUUGGUCUUGAAUUGGUUAAAAUCUGUAGUGAUUGUAGUGUACAGUCGGCUAUAUGGCUCAUUAAAGGCUCAAUGUUGUGACAUGUUUUUAAUGUGUUGUUAAAUUUCUCACUGCUGAUCACAAAGAAGGGCUUCAAGGCUGUUUUGGUGAGCACCAUUUCAAAACAUUUUUUGUGUAUGAUGAAAUCAUUUGAAAUGUGACUGGCUGUAUGUACAUUGUGCAUUUUUCUGCAUUAUAAAAAAACUGAAUCUUUCAUUACCAUUUUAUGUCAACCUAUUACACAUGAUUGUAUUUUGUUUUUGUAAAAUAAUCAUUUUGAUUUAAAGAGUCAUGAAUGUGCUGUUCAUGGGAAGUUUUAAUUUUAGAAUACAAUCUUAUUAUUUCAUGAACGUUUAUAUUGCUAAAUACUAAUACUGUAUAAUAAUUUAGUGAGUGAGAAAGGGCAUUAAAUUGCAGCAGUUUUGCCUAUAUGUAUUUUCAUUACACCUGUAAAAGAAGGACGAAGUAACAAUGUUGAUUUUUUUUUUCCAUCAUUGACGAUUUGUAGGUUUGCAUAUUAAUCUAUUUUCUACCCAUAGUGUUAUUAGAUAUACAGUAUUUAUUAUCAUUAUGCCUGAAACAAAUUAAGUGGUGGAAAAGUGUUAAUAGUAAACCUGCAUGAGACA